Molecule: messenger RNA, 292 nt
Organism: Ostreococcus lucimarinus CCE9901
Lineage: Eukaryota; Viridiplantae; Chlorophyta; Mamiellophyceae; Mamiellales; Bathycoccaceae
Exons: 1
Source: RefSeq, a predicted model, not a curated record
GACUACGACGUUUGGCUGCUGGACCAGUUUGGUCUACUGCACGACGGUUCGACGCCGUACGACGGCGCCGUCGAGUGCGUCGACGCGCUCGCCGCGAUGGGGAAGCGGAUAUACAUCGUGUCGAACUCCUCGCGCGGUCGAGAGGGCACGAUCGCGCGGUUGGCGUCGAUGGGGUUCUCGGCGACGGCGUUUCGCGGCGCGAUGACGAGCGGCGAAGUCGCGCGGCGGUUCGCGACGCGCGACGCGGACGAUUGGAGAACGGAAAAGACGACGGCGAUGGGAGAUAAUUUUC